AUGCUCCAACGAAUUUCGGAGUAUGUUCAGUUCAAACUUCUUUCGCAGCUUCGAGGCCUCACUUUUACAGACGUUUCGUUGCCGCUUAUAUUCCUGUAAGUGUUCGUCGGAGCCAGUUAGUCUGUAACGCCUCCACAGACGAUUCCUUUUUCUGAAAGAGGCCUUCAAGUCGGGGUUUAUCCAUUUUGGGCGGUUUGUGAUUGUCUUCCUUCUAAGAGGACAAUUGGAAUAAACAAUCUCUUUCAGUAAGGAACUGAAAGUAUUCCAGUUAUUGUUUGCUCGACCAUGCAGUUCAGUCUCCCAUGAUAUAGCUGCCGCUUCCCUCCUCAUGAGAGAAUAGUCACCUUUCCAAAUGUUUCUCUCCCACCUCUCGGUGUGGCGGGUUUGGAAAACAGUGAGUACUCGAAGUAGAGCGUGAUGUGGUCGCUUGACCCUAAUUGCUGUCGGUCCUGCAGGUCUAACACGUUUUCCUCCUCUCGGGUAAAAAUAAGAUCAAGGCAGUUCGACUGCUGCCCUUCCCUGACCCGUGUUCCAAAGGUAACAUUCUGGCAGAGAAGUUUGUCCGUUGCCCAUUGUAGUAGUUUGUGAUUAAAGCUGUCUUGUGGCCCUUGUGCAGUCCACGUUAGCCAAUCAAUGCCAGGAGCGUUAAAAUCCCCAACGAUAAGGAAGUCUUUCUUCUCGCUAGCUUGGUACAGUUCGGAUAUGAGCAUGAGAGGACCGACAAGAUUUCUAAGGACACAGAGGCAAUUUGGCUGACUAUAAAGGCGCGGGGCUCUCAGUCCCUCGAAGUCUUAACUAUCUACCCGCCCCCCGCAGGCGGAUCCCGACCCAAAUAUUUGUCUACUGAAAAGCAUAAAAGAGAUCGCCAGCCGACCAGACGUUGUUAUCAUGGGGGAUUUUAAUGCAGCAUGCAUUCAAUGGAGCGAUAUGCAUGCGAAAUGCUCGAUGAAUACCUUCGAUUACCAUCUACUUAACAGAACUCUAGAAGCUCUACUCAAGCAACAUGUCCUGUUUCCAACUAGAGCUCGUGGAGGGCAACAGGCCAGUUGUCUGGACCUCGUUUUUACCAAAGAUCCUGACAGUAUAGACGAGGUGUACUACCUACCCCCGCUCGGUCGAAAUGAUCAUGCAGUGCUUUUAUGCGAGUACUUGCUGUAUUCUGAACCGUGUACAAACGACAAUACGAGGACAAAUAUAUGGAAAGGGGACUUUCGCCAAAUGAGAGCUGAGGCAUCACAAAUAGACUGGGAUGUUCUCUUCUCCGGAAACGUUAACGAGGACUGGAAUCUAUUCAAGGAUCGUUUACUGCAUCUAAUGAAGAACCACUGUCCCUUAUCAAAGCCUAGUACAUCCAACCGCCCUCAGUGACUAACACGAGAACUCAAAAGGGAGAUCAACAAGAAAGGUAGGUUAUGGAAAAAAUUUCGCGAGAACAACAAUAAUGCAGCGUUUACAGAAUACAAAAUUCAAAGAAAUAAGGUGAAAAGCCUGAUUUUCAGGAGGCGACGGGAUUUUGAGAGUAAUUUGCUCCACCGAGCCGUUAAAAAUCCGAAAUUGCUCUACAGCUAUUUGCGGAAAAGCACACGUAACGGGAAUCCCAUUCCUGUUAUGAGGGGUGAUGACGGCUUGGAGAUAUCGGACAGUACAAAUAAGGCUGAGCCCUUUCCUCAAUUUUUCCGAUCCGUUUUCACAAGAGAAGCAGACUUUACCCCAUCUAAUUCUGAGAACAUGAGAGAUCCCACUAUCGAAAAUAUUGUGUUUCGAGAAGAAGCGAUUUUGGAAGAACUGAAAAACUUGAAGGAAUGUAAAUCUCCCGGUCCGGACGAGAUUCCAGCAAAGCUGCUCUUUGAACUUGCCCAACAGCUGGCCAAGCCACUAUCCUUUCUGUGCCAGAAAUCGUUUGAUGCUGGAAUUCUUCCCACAGACUGGAAGACGGCCCACAUUACACCUCUUUACAAAAGCGGUAGUCGUGCUCAGGCGACAAACUACAGACCCGUCAGUCUGACAUCAAUCUGCUGCAAAGUGAUGGAGAAAACAAUCAAAAAGGAGUUGAUGGCUUACUUGGAAACCCACAACCUCUUGUCCAAUACACAAUAUGGUUUCCGUAGGGGAAGAUCAUGUGUUACGAACUUGCUAUACACAAUGCAAAGUUGGGCACGAGCACUGGACGCAAAACACACCGUGCAUGUUGCCUAUAUUGAUUUUCGGAAGGCGUUUGACAGUGUUCCGCACCAGCGUCUCCUACACAAGUUGAGAAUUAUGGGCAUCGGUGGCAAACUUCUCAAAUGGAUCGAAAAUUUCCUUGUCGGCCGCUCCCAAAUUGUCUGCGUAGAACAACAGCAAUCAAGGUGCACAUUCAUAGAGAGUGGGGUCCCACAAGGCUCGGUGCUCGGACCAACUCUCUUUCUCUUGUUCAUCAAUGAUUGCGUAGAUGGGUUUGACUGUGAUUGUGCCAUGUUUGCGGAUGACAUAAAAAUCUGGAAAGUCAUCCAGAAUGCUGCCGAUGAGACCAACUUCCAAGAAAAUCUUUGUCGGUUGGACGAGUGGUCCCGAAGAUGGCUCUUGUCCUUCAAUUUGAACAAAUGCACCAUUAUGCGCCUCGGAAAUCAGAGCCCUAGAACUCGGCAAUACCAUCUGAACGGAAUGCCCCUCCGAGAAGCAGAAACUCAGAAAGAUCUCGGAGUUUGGGUUGCAGACAGCCUAAAGCCUUCUACACAAUGCUGUAAGGCGGCCAAGGCCGCAACGUCAAUGCUAUAUGCCAUCAAGCGGGCAUUCGUAGUUUUCGAUGAGGACUGCUUCACCAAAGUCUUCGGCACGUUUAUAAGGCCCCAUCUCGAAUAUGCAAUUCAGGCCUGGAUACCGUGGACGCACCAGGAUUACGAUCUGCUCGAAAGGGUGCAGAGGCAAGCCACAAAAUUAGUAAGAGCUCAAAAUGCACUGCCAUACCAGAUCCGCUUAACUAACCUUAAUCUCUAUCCUCUGAGUUAUAGGCAGUUGCGCGGAGACAUGAUACAAACUUUCCGUAUCGUGCGCGGCUUGGAUUGUGCCCUUCGGUGCGAUGACUUUUUCCAACUCGCCAAUACAACUCACCUCCGGAGACAUCCCUUCAAGCUACGUGUGCCACAGGGUAAACUGAAUGUGAGAAAAUAUUUCUUCUCCAACCGUGUCGUGGAACCGUGGAAUAACCUGCCCGAGACGGUUGUUAUGUCUCAAUCUGUGGAGACAUUUAAAUGUCGCCUUGACAGAUAUAUGCUGCAGUAACAAGCGGACUAUGUGACUUUUUAACCAUGUGACUAGUGACAUAUGUGAAUCAAUGUAUGCAUUCACUUAAUGCUGUAAUUUCUUCACAUUUUUGCUUGUUUAUCGAUUUUUUUAUGUACAACUAAGGAGUUCAAAGGCGUAAGCCUAUUUCCCUCAAAUACACUGACUGACUGACUGAAGUCAUUCCGCCUUGGCUUAGUACCAAAGAUACCUUCAUUACAGAUGAGUCAGGCAAAGCAGAAAUGUUAAAUUCUUUCUUUGCCAAACAUUUCACCAUUGAAACUGACCCAAUUCCUUUAAUUUUUACGUCGUCUGAUGCCUCCCUCAGCAUUAUUAAUUUUUCUCCUUAAGGUAUUCAAAAACUGAUAAGCCAUCUUCCUAACUCUCACUCAGUAGGUACGGACACUAUUCCAAACUCUUUGAUAAAACAGCUAAGAGCAUUUCCUCCUCUGUUUAGCAAAAUCUUUUCAGUAUUCCUCGUAAAUGGCUUCUUACCUGACUAUUGGAAAACUUCUAUUAUUAUUCCUGUAUUUAAGUCUGGCUGUCGUUCUGACGUUCAGAACUAUCGAGGUGUCCAUAAAACACCCUCUCUCGCCGAAAUCUUUGAAAAAAUUAUCGCCGUAAAAAUUACCGAAUUUUGCAUAGCCAAUCAAGUUAUUAGCCCUUCCCUGCAUGCUUUUUACCAGAGCGCUCUUGUGAAACAUGUCAUCUGUCGUGUCUCAAUCUACUUACCUCUCUUCGUAAUGACCAUCUUUCUGUUGUCGUUAUUUAUCUUGAUCUUAGUAAAGCCUUUGAUAAAGUGCCACAUAAAAGACUCUUGGUUAAAUUGGAAGCUAUGGGAAUACACAGUCCACUAAUAGACUUUCUCGAGUCAUACCUGUCUAAUCGUAAACAAAAGGUUUUGGUGAGAUCUUCACUUUCCAGUGAAAGUCCUAUUGUGAGCGGUGUCCUACAAGGUACCGUUUUAGGUCCUCUUUUGUUGUUGCUUUACAUUAAUGAUAUCUCGGCAGCAGUUAAAUAUUCUCAAUCAUUUAUUUAUGCCGAUGAUCUCAAAUGUGCAUAUUCUUUCAAAAAAUCUACGAGCCUUCAUUGCCUGGAGCAAAUCCAUGCUGACUUGCUUGCUCUCUCAGCUUGGAGCUCAAAAUGGCUAAUGGAAUUCUCUCCGUCUAAAUGUCGCUAGAUGUGUUUUGGACCUGAGAGGCUACCCCAACCAGUGGUUUUUCAAGGCACACCUCUGACUGAAUGUACCACCAUCAAUGAUUUAGGUUUAAGCUACACUAGUAAUCUUGACCUCUCACAACACGCUGACAGAAUUACAGCCAAAGCUGCCCAGAUUUGUGGCUUUAUUUCUUACAAAUUCUAUCUUCCUGAAAUUAAAUUAUUGCUCUAUCGUAUGUUUGUACUGCCUAUUCUCGAGUAUUGUUGCCCAUUCUUUGGUUUGAUGAGCGAGGCUAGUUGUUUAAAAAUUGAAAAUGUCCAAAGACGUUUUUCUAAGAAACUUUUAGAUAAGUAACAUCCCAAUAUCUCCUACUCAGGUAGAUUCCAGCUAAUUAACCUAAAAUUUUUAUGGGUUCGAAGACUACGAGCGGGCUUCUGUCUCCUCUUUCGCAUUAAUCAUAGUUCAAAUUUUCCUCGGAUUUCAGCACUAACCCCUAGUAGUCGCCCAUACAAUCUGCGCGACUCGUCCUUGAUUAUACCUCCUCCAGCGUCCUCCACCUCUAAGCGCUCCCUUUUUUUCGCUUCCAGGUAUACUUUCCUCUGGAAUAACCUUCCAAUAAAUAUAAGAUCUUCAGAAAAUCUGCACACCUUUAUGAGAAGGCUGCGCCUUUAUCUGAAUACUGACUCGAUUAAACUUUUAUUUUCCUCAUCCUUCCCAGACAACAUUUUCUAUGACACUGAGAAAGGGCCACCGGGAAUUUAGUAUGCCGCCAUUAAAUUUCCGUAUCUGUUGACAUUUCCUUCCUUUAUGAGUAGUCUCGCUUCCUUAGAUCUCUCACCAGAAAUGUUAAUUAUUCCAAUUUUUUAGUUCAUGCAUCGUGCCCUCACAGAAUGCGCUCCAUCGAUGCUCUUGGCGAAACCUUCUGUAUUCGCCAUGUACUAGUAGUCCGGUCGCAUUUCCCUUGCCCAAUCCUCGGAUGGACUCGGAUGAAUGUAACCGACCGCAUCUGGGUUCCUACUGUCUCGAGACGCGUUUUGAUUGUGCCCUCACAGAAUGCGCUCCAUCGACGCUAUUGGCGAAACCUUCUGUAUUCGCCAUUUACUAGUAGUCUGGUCGCAUCUCCCUUUUCCCAUCCUCAGAUGGACUCAGAUGAAUGUAACCGACCGCAUCUGAGUUCCCAUCGCCUCGAUCGAGACUGGUUUUCAAUUUCGCCACUUAUUUGCCUUAUUCAAGGCCACAUACAGGCCAGUCCUGACCGACCCGCCUUCUUAUCCCUUCAUGAAAUCCGUUAUACAAUGUCAUAUACAGCUGACAUUUAUUUCGGCCGUGUUGAUGCCCGACUGUAAUCCAUUCUAUACCGCCACAUGCAGGCCAGUCCUGCCCGUGAUUUUCUGUUUCUAUUUUUUCGAGGUUUUUUGUUCUCCAGUAAAAUUAAACCAAUCACUUUUAAAUUUUUGCAUGGAGUUUUUUUCACCACUCGCUUAUCAUUUUUCUUAACGGACUUCUAAUGCCAAAAACUAUGUCUUGCACUUUGUACAGAUUUUGCCUACCUCGUCAAAAAUUCACAUGUGAAUUUAUUUUUACUUGCUUUGAUAGACCCCGAUGGGUCUUCAAUAAAAUCAUUAAAUUAAAUUAAAUUGAUUAAAUUAAAUUAAAGCAAUUCGUAUUUCCUGUCUCAAUUCCUUAAAUUUGGCAUUCUUAAUAAAUAUUAUCAAAAUGCGUCAGCUACAACAAUUGAUGACUGUCCGACGAGACGCUGUUCUCACAAAAGAUUCAUUGGACAUUUGCCUGAACAAUUGUUUAUGUACAGAUUCCUGUUUACAGUAGUUUGUUGCCCGGUGGCUUGCUCAAAAAAGUGCUUCGUGUCAUGGAUCUUUGUGGCUCAAAUGCUGGCUCCAGAUACUGGGAUGGAGGGAGAAGUUUAGGAGAUCACCGGUGGAGUGCGACGGGAUAGUUUGGUCACCUGAAGUUUCACACACGCUUGAAUGUGAGCAAUGACAGAUAGGAGUUGCAUUACCGGACUAAUUUUCAACUAUUUAAAGACUUCAAUAUGGGAAGUUAUGUUGGUCACUGCUGAUCACCCUCUCUUUGCGUCCACUAUGCACGCGGAUGCUCAUUUUACCCACAUUCUUUCGCACAUCCAAAAUAAAAGUAUCCAUACUCUUCUAGAUCUUUCACAGGUGAUCAUGAGUCAUUUGAUAGGAAUCCAUUAAAACAGGAUAAGUUUAUCUAAAACUGUUGACCCAAAUUUUUACGAAAGUUUUAUUUCCCAGCCUCCGUCCACUGCAAGGGCUAUAGCGCUGCAGUAGCUUUGCAUUCUCCUUCUUGUUCUCUUACUUAUCCUCUUAAUUUCUAAGGACUGGGACCCACCUGUUGCUUGAACUGGAUCUCAAGCCAAUAAACAAUAGUCGCAAUUUAAUUUCUGGAUUUUAAUAGGCUGAAAUUCGGGCGAUGAAAUCAAUGUCGCCAGCUCUGCGUGCUAAAAAAAGGAAAAAAAUCUGCUAGGGAAAAUUUAAAGACCACCCUCGAAUCCGUUUUCUACUCAUUCCGGCGUGCGAGCGUAGGUCGUGUUUGGUCGCUCCCUUCACCAAACGAGUCUUCUCAGCGUACGUGUGUUGAGUUCCUUGUUUCACACUGUAAUUUACCUGUUGCUUGUACACGUUUUGGUGGAGUUGAAGACAGGUGCUCCCAGAAUUUCUAUACCAUCCUCACCCUAAGGGUAAAAACGCAUUGAAGUGAACCGGAGGGACGAGUACGAGAAAUUCGGCAUCUUCGGGACCAGCUGGCAAUUGCCAGCUGGUCCCGAAGAUGCCGAAUUUCUCGUACUCCUUAAGGAGUGGGUACUCAAACAGCUUCGUCAGCAGCUGUCUCCGCACGCACCCAUGGCGAACAAACGCAGGAGAGCCACCAACACUCUGGCACCCUCCAUCGUAUAUAAAGGAUGUGUCAGAAACAACGGGACGUAUUGCUGCAGAGCUCGGCGUGGGUAUCGCUCACUGUCCGACAGCUGCCAUGCGCACCAAAAUCAUGCAAACGAAGGGCCGACUAGACGCAGGAGGACAAUCUCGUGUCGUUUAUCAGAUUCUAUGCCGUGACUGCCCUGACCAUUAUACAGGACAGACCGGAUGACAUUUACCUCGCGAACAACAACAUCACAAACGGGUAGUCCGGACAGGCGACCCAUCGUCUCAGGUUUUUAUUCACAACCGGGAGGAAGGCCACAAAUGCAACUUCACGAGUGCGCGGAUAAUGGCGCGAGCCAGCAAUAAGACAGUACGAGAACUGUUGGAGGCAUGGGUGUUUGACACAAACUUAAUCAACGGACACGUUUAUAUGUUCCCCUGCUGUCACGUGCUCCGUUCCCGCGGCCAAGAGACGAGACUCAAUUCUCAGCCAAGGGCGCACGCAGUCACGCCGCCGUGGGGGCUGCGUCGACUCAGCCUUGUAGUGAACACCAUCCCCUCCUUUGUUUAACUACAAAAAUGCCCAUUUGACGCCGCACUAUCACAGUCCCUGGUGAUAACCUCCUGCACUAGACCGAAAGCCCAGACUAAUACACAGAAUGUCCAACUGGUCGCGCGUUCAUUUUCCUUGCAUACAAAGAUUUUCUACGAUAUGUUGGUUUUACAAAUUAAAUUUUGUUUUGAAUCGUUUCUGCAUGUUUUUUUUUCAUUAAAAGUAAAAUAACGACAUGUGGGUAGUCGUGUUCGUCACUGUAUGCUUUGCGAGCAUCGUCAGGGUAGUAGUACAGCAACGACAACGCACUACAUGCUUGUGAAUGCCAUUGUUUCGCAUAAUUUCCAUCUGGUCGUUUUCCUACUGGGUCAUAAGUAGUCACAGCCAGGACUUCUAAUCUAAACCUGAAUUACUUAAAUAAGCAGCACUAUCCAACAGAAAGGACGUCAUUCUUUGGCAUGAUAACACCAAACCGCAUUCGGCAAGGCAUAUCAAACAGAUAAUAAAUGUUGGCUGGGGAUUUUUCUCCUCCAACUUACUAGUUUCCAAAAAUGAAGUUCGGAGAUAUUUUAAGGUGUGUGUACACCUCAGUCGAAACCCGUCAGGGAUGUCGCUAAGGCAUAAUUUGUUGUUGUUAUCGUCUCCGGCGAUAGUUUUAUGCGAGUUAAAAAGUUUGGGCCAGCGUUCAGGCGGUUACGAUGAUCGACUAGAAUAUUCGCCUCCUUUCUGAAGAAGUGCCACGAUGCUGUAAACGUAGAACCCGAGCACCAUGUUUCUUUUGCAAGCGCACCUGGUGGUAACGCCCGUAUUCUAAGCUGGCGGAUGCUUACUUGUUGGUGAACUCUCAUCUUUCCCUAAAGUACUUAAUACAAUUAAUCAAACAGUUAUUUAUUUCCUUCAGGCCACCAUACGAAAACAGUCGGUCGUUUCUAAUGAAACUGAAAGACCUCAAAUUCAUCAACAAACCCAAAGUAGAGCCGGAACGGACGCAGUUGCGUAUGUUUUGUCGUCUGUUUUACCUGCCCUUCUUAGUCCUUGAUCGAGUUCGAAGUUUUUUGCAGACCGCAGAGCAGACAGCUGCACCCACCGAAUUUGAGUCUCCGCCCGAAAACAGUCGACAUAUUGAGUUGGUCAGUAGCCUUUUAGUGUCCUUUGAUCUAUUUUCUCUCCUCCGUUCAUCUUAUCUAGUCACCUGGCAUUUAUUCUCGAUUGCUCCCUAAAGAUCCAGGGCACAGGGCUAAGGCUGCUCUUCCUCUUGCGACGUAUCCGCGCAUCUGCAUCUUCGUUCAUUUUAUUCAUAGGUUUCAUUGUUACUGUCGCGCGCUUCCCUCCAUGCCUGGUCGGAAAUUGUAGCGUAAUAUAAACAGUUUCGUAGGACAUGACAAAGAUCACGUGUUCGCACUCGUCCCUGUGUAACCCAUGUAUCUUGGUCUUUACUGCAGGAAAUCUAUGUCCCUACAGAGGGACCUGAAUCGUCUGUGAUGCUCACUGCAGCUGAACAAUCUGAUUCAUUGUCGCCGUCUUCGUCCUCUUCAUCUAGUGAGUCGGACGCAGAGUCUAAAAAUGGAGAUGAUCAGGUGAAUCUUGAAAAAUUGAGAGUGCCGUGCUCCAGCAAACGACCAAAAAUUGAGGAAGUGAAGGGUGAGACUGAGAAAUAA
Molecule: messenger RNA, 9534 nt
Organism: Spirometra erinaceieuropaei
Lineage: Eukaryota; Metazoa; Platyhelminthes; Cestoda; Diphyllobothriidea; Diphyllobothriidae
Source: the annotation of a GenBank genome assembly